AACAAUUGUUUCAGAAUUUGCUGGAGCAGGUGGUUGAACAACUUUCAAGGGUAUUUAAAAUUGAUGAACUGAAAACUGAAGUAUUUAAUCAACUGGCAAUGCUGGAGAAGAGAGUGGAACUGGAAGGACUAAAAAUAGUGGAAAUUGAAAAGUGUAAGAGUGACAUAAAAAAGAUGAGGGAUGAAAUGGCUGCAAGGAAUACCAGGACCAACUGCCCUUGUAAAUACAGUUUCCUGGAUGAAAACAAAAAGCUGAUACCCCGAAGGGAUGUCCCCUCCUAUCCUAAGUACAUGCUUUCUCAGGAGACAAUAGGAGCUCUUAGGAAACCAACGUUUGAUGUCUGGCUGUGGGAACCCAAUGAGAUGCUGAGUUGUUUAGAACAUAUGUAUCUUGAUUUAGAAUUGGUGAAAGACUUUAACAUCAACCCUAUCACACUGAAACGGUGGCUGCUAUGUAUUCAUGACAAUUACAGAAACAAUCCAUUCCAUAAUUUUCGACAUUGCUUCUGUGUUACCCAGAUGAUGUACAGCAUGAUCUCACUCUGCAACCUCCAGGCAAAGAUUUCUCAAAUGGACAUCUUAAUGCUAAUGACAGCAUCAGUGUGUCAUGAUCUGGAUCACCCAGGAUAUAAUAACACGUACCAGAUCAAUGCACGGACAGAGCUAGCUGUGCGCUACAAUGAUAUCUCCCCACUAGAGAAUCAUCACUGUGCGGUGGCUUUCCAGAUCCUUGCACAGCCAGAAUGCAACAUUUUCUCCAGUCUUGAUAAGGAACAGUUCAAACGGAUCAGACAGGGGAUAAUUACAUUAAUCCUAGCAACAGACAUGGCACAGCAUGCUGAAAUUCUGGAUUCUUUCAAAGAAAUCUUAGAUGAGUUUGACUAUUCAAAUGAGGAACAUGUAACUCAGCUGAAGAUGAUACUGAUCAAGUGCUGUGAUAUCUCCAAUGAAGUUCGCCCAAUGGAAAUAGCAGAACCAUGGGUGGACUGCUUAUUGGAAGAAUAUUUCAUGCAGAGUGACCGGGAAAAGACUGAAGGUCUUCCAGUGGCACCUUUUAUGGACCGAGACAAAGUGACCAAACCAACAGCACAGAUUGGCUUCCUCAAAUUUGUUCUUAUUCCAAUGUUUGAAACUGUAACAAGGCUUUUUCCAGAAGUUGAAGAAGUAAUGCUCCAGCCACUUUGGGAAUCCAGAGAUCGCUAUGAGGAGCUGAAACAAAUAGAUGAUGCUAUGAAAGAGUUUCAGAAGAAGAAGAAUGAAAGUUUGGCAUGUGAAACCAGAGAGAAGUGAAAAGCAAAGCACAAAGAAAGCAUUACAGUUGACAAAAAAGAUCCCUUAGAAGUAUGGCAAGUUCAUCGAAGCAUUGUGGGAUUAUCCAGCACAGACAAAGGAUGAAGCUGAAUAAUUAACACUACUCAAGCACUUUUCACAUUCCUUUUCUAAAGACUAGUAUUUUUCCUAAUGGGUACAAAUGUUAAAGAGCCACCAUUGUUGCA
Molecule: messenger RNA, 1495 nt
Organism: Protobothrops mucrosquamatus (brown spotted pit viper)
Lineage: Eukaryota; Metazoa; Chordata; Lepidosauria; Squamata; Viperidae
Gene: PDE9A
Product: phosphodiesterase 9A
Exons: 15
Coding region: 99-1289 (396 amino acids)
Biological process (GO): cGMP catabolic process
Molecular function (GO): 3',5'-cyclic-GMP phosphodiesterase activity
Source: RefSeq, a predicted model, not a curated record